Molecule: messenger RNA, 3686 nt
Organism: Tupaia belangeri chinensis (Chinese tree shrew)
Lineage: Eukaryota; Metazoa; Chordata; Mammalia; Scandentia; Tupaiidae
Gene: MAPK11
Product: mitogen-activated protein kinase 11
Exons: 10
Coding region: 24-1064 (346 amino acids)
Biological process (GO): protein phosphorylation
Molecular function (GO): ATP binding; MAP kinase activity
Source: RefSeq, a predicted model, not a curated record
AGGCCUUGUCCCGGGGCGGGCAGAUGGUCAGGUGCGCCGUUGGGGACCCAGCCUCCUGCCUCCUGCCUCCUGCCUCCUGGGCGGAGUCGGGGGAGGAGCGAGACCCGAAACCAUGCGGGUGGGCGCGCUCCGGGGCUGCGGCCCGUGGGGCGUUGCGAGUCGGCCGAGGUCCGGGCAGAGGUUCCCCGCGGGUCCCGACUCCUCUCCCCAACCAGGUCAUCGGGCUUCUGGACGUCUUCACGCCGGCCACAACCCUCGAGGACUUCAGUGAAGUGUACUUGGUGACCACCCUAAUGGGCGCCGACCUGAACAACAUUGUCAAGUGCCAGGCGCUAAGUGACGAGCAUGUCCAGUUCCUGGUUUACCAGCUGCUGCGAGGCCUGAAGUACAUCCACUCGGCCGGGAUCAUCCACCGGGAUCUGAAGCCGAGCAACGUGGCUGUGAAUGAGGACUGUGAGCUCAGGAUCCUGGACUUUGGGCUGGCACGCCAGGCGGAUGAGGAGAUGACGGGGUACGUGGCUACGCGCUGGUACCGGGCUCCCGAGAUCAUGCUCAACUGGAUGCACUACAGCCAGACGGUGGACAUCUGGUCUGUGGGCUGCAUCAUGGCUGAGCUGCUCCAGGGAAAGGCCCUCUUUCCAGGAAACGACUACAUUGACCAGCUGAAGCGCAUCAUGGAGGUGGUGGGCACUCCCAGUCCUGAGGUUCUGGCAAAGAUGUCCUCAGAGCACGCCCGGACAUACAUCCAGUCCCUGCCCCCCAUGCCCCAAAAGGAUCUCAGCAGCAUCUUCCGUGGCGCCAACCCCCUGGCCAUAGACCUUCUGGGGAAGAUGCUUGUGCUGGACAGUGACCAAAGGAUCAGUGCGGCGGAGGCACUGGCCCACACCUACUUCAGCCAGUACCAUGACCCGGAUGACGAGCCAGAGGCGGAGCCCUAUGACGAAAGCGUGGAGGCCAAGGAGCGCACAGUGGAGGAGUGGAAAGAGCUCACCUACCAGGAAGUCCUCAGCUUCAAGCCCCCCGAGCCACCACAGCCACCCGGCAGCCUGGAGAUUGAGCAGUGAGGUGGUCCUGGCAGCUGCACUCAGACCCAGGGAGGCUCCUGAGCUUGCCCUCUUCCUCCCAAUAGCCUGGCAGCCUGGAUCCCCUCACCUUGAGUAUGAAGUCUGCAUACACAUGAAUGCCCAAAAGUGUGUGCACGUGUGCGUGCCACAUGGAGGAGUUCGGGCAGAAGUGUCUUUGCCUUCCUUGGUUCUCCAUCUUUCUCCCAACUAUGGGGCUCUCCCAUGGGACCUGACUGCAGGGGCCCUUGAUGUCACAGGGGUCCCCCUGGGGAAUGUGUCUAUCUCCAGAUCUCCUGUUCUAGAGGGCUAUCUGGGGUAGAGGGAGGAUCCGCUGGGGCUAGGACCCCUGGAGACUCAGAAAGGAGGGGUCUCAGUGGUUAGAACAGCUGCACUUAGAGCUGGGGUCUGCCAGUGAACAGCCGAGACCACAGGUUUGAGAGUUGACCAGGGCCACUGUGCCACCAGGCUGGCAGGGUCAGAUCAGAAAAGUCACCUGGAACCUUGGGUUCACCUGAGUUAUAUGUGUGUGGGCAUGCAUACAUGAACAUAUUCUUUUGGUGUUCACAUGUCAGGACAUGGGCAGAUGUGGCUGGCGUGUGUGAACCUAUGAGUGCCCAAGGACCAGCAGCUGUGUUCACUAGGAGGCCCAAAUCUGGGUGGCCCUAUUGCUGUCCCUUUCAUAUCGCAAGGGAUGCUAAGAGUACUGUUGCCCCAGGCCAUAGGACCCCUGGCAGGGGCUUUCCACUCUGGCAGCAAGCCACCACAGUUUCCAAAGCCGAGGGGACAGCCCCAGCCAGGGAGCUGAUGGGCUAGGGGCAGCCUUGUGGAUGCUAGGUGAGCAGCACUUGUGCACAUCGACCUGGUCUCAGACACUCCUGCCCCUGGACCUUGGCCCAGAGCCCACAGGCCUCUGCUCACUCUCUACCUCUGCUGUGCGGUGGCCCUGCAGCUGAGACCUGGGGCGUCUGUCCAUGGCUAGCCCUCGCCUUCCCUCCCUUUCUCCCAGAAUGGCGGUGGCUGAGCAGCCCAAGAUAGGACCUUGCUAGGAGACCUGCUGAGGUUGGCUUCUCCCCAAAGGGGCUAUGGCCUCUGGCCCCAGGGACCUGGGAGGUCUGGAUGUCUGCACAGGGCACAAUAAAGGGCUCCCUCUUGCCCAGCUGUCUAAGAUCCCAGGCCUGCUGCUUGGAGAGGGUGCCACACUGCACACCGCCAGCUGGCCUGGCCGCAUCACAGCCCUGCACUGGCCAGCUCUCUUGGGCCCUCAGUCAGACAAGCAGCCAUCUCUGGCAUCCUCUCUGCUCCUGGAGGGUCUGAGAGCCCAGGGAGCCCAGAGGAUGAGACUCAUGGCCCUUGAAGAGAGCACCAUGCACAUACCCAGCUGGCCUACGGGGACAAACUGGCUCCUGGCCCAGGUGCUCCCCUUAACUCAGUGGUCGGGGAGGUUUGCAGGAGGCAGUUGGCCUACCUUUUGCAGGGAGUUGGGCAGGGAGAGGGUGGUGGAUUUCCUUUCCUCUCCAGUUAAAGAUCAGAUCACCCAUGAGGUCACACUGAAACCUCUGCUGCUUACAACAGCUUGUGGCGGGGAGGCUCAGGCCAGCUGGAGACUGCAGGGUCCCCAGGGCUCGGGGAUAUUCUUUGUUCUUGCUGUGGGUCCAGGGGGAAGACCACCUGGCAGCUUGAUCUCCAGUAGCCUAGUCAGUGUGGCAGCUGGUCCAGGGUUUGGGGUGGGGAGUGAAAACAGAACUUGGGGAAGCCUGGUCUGAUGAAGGGCUGUUGGGCCCCCCUACAGGGAGUAUGGAGUUUAGCUGGGGGCUUCCAGGAAGAGGUGGGUGGACUGUCACCAGAAGCCCAAGGCACAGGGACAGUGGAGUGGUGCUUGGCUGCACUGCUGGCUUCAGCAUUUGGGGAAUGCCCUGAUCAUGGGGGGUGGGGGUGUUCAGGUGUGAGGCUGCUCUGGGUGGGUGAGCUGUGGGGUGGUGGCCGGCCAGAUGUGUGUCAGAGAGGUGGCUAGGAUCCUGUUGCCCUGCAGCCCACUGGGCUUCUGGGUGGACCCGGUGUUCCCUCCUCAGGUCUGCCUCACUGGCUGGGUCUCUGCCCUGCAGAAGCAUCAGAUAGUGGGGGCAGAGGUCUGAGAAGACAGUCCCACACUGAGGGUCAGGGUGAAGGCAACCAGGUCCUUCCUUCAGCUGGGGCAGGGUGGGAGAAGGCAGUCUUCCUGCAGGACAGGUGGGGAAGGGGUGGGGCAAGGACCAGCACUAUGCAUGUGUGCAUGGAGCAUGCACUCCAGGAGCCUCAUGGGGAAAGCAGGAGCUGGGGCACACGGGUCUCAAAGGGCCCAUAGCACCAGUCGCUCCAGCCCUGGGUUGGGAGGCCUGGGAUCUACAGGGAGGGGAUGCAGCCUGUGGAGUGUGGGAGGCAGUACCACCCUGUCCACACAGAAAGUGGGUUACAGGAGUAACAGGUCUGGUGGACAGAAAGUCCGGGGCUCAGGUUGCCUAGGAGAAGUCCAGUGCCCUGGACGGCAGUCCCCACCUCAGGGUGGACAAAUUCCGACAGAGCAGAUUCAGCCGAGGGAUGGUGCGGCCACUCGGGGCCCAGGUCGCUGGUGCUGCGGGGCGGUGC